GAGGAGGAAGAUGGCGGGAGGGCGGCUCUGAGGAGACCUCGGCGGCGGCGGAGGAGGAGAGAAGCGCAGCUCCGCGCAGCGCCGGGGCCCAUGUGGGGAGGAGUCGGAGUCGCAGUUGCCGCCGCCGCCGCCUGUAGCUGCCGGAGCCGGGUGGGAGUGAGGGGGACACGGCAGGAUGAAGUUCGCCGAGCACCUCUCCGCGCACAUCACUCCCGAGUGGAGGAAGCAGUACAUCCAGUAUGAGGCAUUCAAGGAUAUGUUGUAUUCAGCUCAGGACCAGGCACCUUCUGUCGAAGUUACAGAUGAGGAUACAGUUAAGAGAUAUUUUGCCAAGUUUGAAGAGAAGUUUUUCCAAACCUGUGAAAAGGAACUUGCCAAAAUCAACACAUUUUAUUCAGAGAAGCUGGCAGAGGCUCAGCGCAGGUUUGCUACACUUCAGAAUGAGCUUCAGUCUUCACUGGAUGCACAGAAAGAAAGCAUUGGGGUCACUACAUUGCGACAACGCAGAAAGCCAGUCUUCCAUCUGUCCCAUGAGGAGCGUGUCCAACAUAGGAAUAUUAAAGACCUUAAGCUGGCCUUCAGCGAGUUCUACCUCAGCCUCAUUCUGCUGCAGAACUAUCAGAAUCUGAAUUUUACAGGGUUUCGAAAAAUCCUUAAAAAGCACGACAAGAUUCUGGAAACAUCUCGUGGGGCAGAUUGGCGAGUGGCUCAUGUAGAGGUGGCCCCAUUUUAUACAUGCAAGAAAAUCAACCAGCUUAUUUCUGAGACUGAGGCUGUAGUAACCAAUGAACUUGAAGAUGGUGACAGACAAAAGGCUAUGAAGCGAUUGCGUGUCCCUCCUUUGGGAGCGGCUCAGCCUGCGCCAGCAUGGACUACUUUUAGAGUUGGCCUAUUUUGUGGAAUAUUCCUUGUGUUAAAUAUUACCCUCGUGCUUGCAGCCGUAUUUAAACUUGAAACAGAUAGAACUGUAUGGCCCUUGAUAAGAAUCUAUCGGGGUGGCUUUCUUCUGAUUGAAUUCCUCUUUCUACUGGGCAUCAACACGUACGGUUGGAGACAGGCUGGAGUAAAUCAUGUCCUCAUCUUUGAACUUAAUCCAAGAAACAAUUUGUCUCAUCAGCAUCUCUUUGAGAUUGCUGGAUUCCUGGGGAUAUUAUGGUGCCUGAGCCUUCUGGCAUGCUUUUUCGCUCCAAUUAGUAUCAUCCCUAUAUAUGUGUACCCACUUGCCCUUUAUGGAUUUAUGGUCUUCUUUCUUAUCAACCCCACCAAAACUUUCUACUAUAAAUCCAGAUUUUGGCUGCUUAAACUUCUGUUUCGAGUAUUUACAGCUCCCUUCCAUAAGGUAGGCUUUGCUGAUUUCUGGCUGGCCGAUCAGCUGAACAGCCUGUCAGUGAUACUCAUGGACCUGGAAUAUAUGAUCUGCUUCUACAGUUUUGAGCUCAAAUGGGAUGAGAGUAAGGGCCUGUUGCCAAAUGAUCUACAAGAACCAGAAUUUUGCCACAGAUAUACAUAUGGAGUGCGAGCCAUUGUUCAGUGUAUUCCUGCUUGGCUUCGCUUCAUCCAGUGCCUGCGCCGGUACCGUGACACAAAAAGGGCCUUUCCUCAUUUAGUAAAUGCUGGCAAAUACUCCACCACUUUCUUCACCGUGACCUUUGCAGCCCUGUACAGUACUCACAAAGAACGACGGCACUCAGACACUGAGGUGUUCUUUUACCUGUGGAUUGUCUUCUAUGUCAUCAGCUCCUGCUAUACCCUCAUUUGGGAUCUCAAGAUGGACUGGGGUCUCUUUGAUAAGAACGCAGGAGAAAACACUUUUCUCCGGGAAGAAAUCGUAUACCCCCAAAAGGCUUAUUACUACUGUGCCAUCAUAGAAGAUGUGAUACUGCGCUUUGCUUGGACUAUCCAAAUCUCUAUUACUGCUACGACUUUCCAGCCUCAUGUUGGGGACAUCAUUGCUACUGUCUUUGCCCCCCUUGAGGUUUUCCGGCGAUUUGUAUGGAACUUCUUCCGCCUGGAGAACGAGCAUCUGAAUAACUGUGGUGAAUUUCGUGCCGUGCGGGACAUCUCUGUGGCCCCCCUGAAUGCAGAUGAUCAGACACUCCUUGAGCAGAUGAUGGACCAGGAAGAUGGGGUGCGAAACCGCCAGAAGAAUCGGUCAUGGAAGUACAACCAGAGCAUAUCCCUGCGCCGGCCUCGCCUCGCGUCCCAAUCCAAGACUCGAGACACUAAGGUAUUGAUAGAAGAUACAGACGACGAAGCUAACACUUGAAUUCUCUGAAGUCUCGAUUAACAUCCGUGGUUUCCUACUCUACAAUUCUUCCCUUGACCAACGCAACCUCCAGCACCUUUUUCCAGCUGAGAACAGGAGAAAACAGAACACGUUCCCGGGCUCUUCAGAUCGGGUCCUAUGGACUCGAGCAAGCUCACUGUGUUUCUUUUCUUUUCUUCUGGUUUAAUCUUCAUUUUCUAUUUUUAAAACAAAAACUUCAUUUUGCCAAUCAGAGGAUGUUUUAAGGAACAAAAACCUAAUAUCUUAUGGAUUGUUUACAAUCACAAAGACACAGAUGCCCAUCAGGAUGAAGAACAGGCAUUGGAAGGAGGCCUCUGAUGGACGGCAUGGACGUAACUCAGCUUCUGCCUAGCCCGGUUUUGACUGUUUGAAACCGGACACUGGUUUUUAAAUUUUCUGUCAGUUUCUGUGGAGAGUUUUUUCCCUUCCCUCCUAGCCAGCAUAGAGCCACUGGCAGCACUUGCAGGGAAAGUGCAGCUUGGAACAGCACCCUCCUCCACGAAGCUACUUUUUAAUUUGAUGUGGGUUUUCUCAUUUGGGGAGGGUUUUGGGUGGGCAGGGAAUAUGAUGUAUUCGUUACAUAUGGUCUUCUCAUUAUUUAUGAAACUUAACCAUACGUGAAUGAUACUACUCCUAUGAAGGGAGGCAGGAGGAACUAAGGGUAGAUGGUAUUUGGGAGGGUCAAGCCCACAUACCUUUUCCAGGAAACAGUUUGUACCAGUUUGUACUUUUCCUCUUUCGUUUAAUUUUAAGCCAAAGUUUUAUUGCUAAAUUUUAAGUUGCUGCUCUAGAGUCCCAAGUGUCACUGUCAUGACCUGGCAUCCACUUGCUUCCCACUGGUAGACAUUCAGAGCAAAGGCUCUGAUACUUGUGUCUUUAGGAACAGGUGCAGGAUACACUCGCCCAUUUACCAGUCCCAAUAAUGAAGUUCUGCCAUCUGCUUCUGCAUGUAGGUGAAGCGAGUCUGAGUUCUCCUGGCUGAAUAGAAAGGCAGGCCUAAUUUCACUCUUCACACCCUUAUUAAAUAAUUCCCCUUCUUGUCUCAUCUACUUUACCCAGAAUUUGAUCAAACUAAAAGUCUUUGGUGGGGGCUGUACUUUUGAGCAUGUAGAACAAAUCCUUCAUCCUUCAAAUUACAUUGACAGAGAAGACCUUGGCAGCCAUUUUUAAGGCCAGCAGUAUUAAAAAGUGAAUGUUGGAUUUUAUGACCUCCCAUGAUAGAACCCUUUUUAAUUUGGGGCCUCUAAACCUGGCCAUACUUUUAAAACUAUAUUUCUUAGAAAUUUCAGGCUAUAAAUAUACAUUUUUAUUUCUUUAUCUCAUCCCAUCUUCCUAAAUUCUCUAGAGAAACCUAAAAACAUACAUUUGACUUUCUUGAAAUGGUAUCAAAUUUACUAUUCUUCAGGACUAGGGGUAUAGAUCAUUGAUAGCAGUGAUUGCUUAGCAUUCUUGAGACCUUGGGUUUUCUCUCAGCAUGGGUGGGGAGGAGAACCACUCUUUAAUAAAAUUAAUAUAAAUACUAGGAAAAGGUAAGGUCAGCUUUAGUGCCCCCACCCCUGGGAUCUAGGAGAGCCAUCAGAAUCCAUUCACUUAUGCCUUUUCCACAUUAACUUCAGACAGAGAACUAAUGACUAGGAAGACGGCCAUCAACACUUGCUUUGUUUUAAAAGUUGGCUGCUGCCCUUUAAGCUUCCUUUUGUCAUGAGCCCUGCCUGUGCAUCAUAACCGUCCCUUGUUAAAGUUCCUGCACUACUAAAAUUCCACCUAUUAACUCAUCAACUUCCUUCUAGAAAGGGUUUCUUUCAUUUUUAUUCUGACAGAGUUCCAAUUUUUUUUCUUCUUUCAGAAUUGAGAUUUUAACACAUACAUUCAUAUCCCCGCAAGUACAUACAGUGUUGUAGGUUCUCUUGCUUUUUGUUAUGCCAAGCAUGUCCCUUGCCCCAAAACUAAAGAAGAAACAUUUAUUUUUAAAAAGCAAAUUUUAAAUAAAUUGUAUACUUUAUAAUAAUCAGUGGUAACAAUUUAGAGACCCUUUGUAAAUUAAAGGUUGCAUUAUUUCUAUUUAGAAUUUUUUUUUUCCUAACCUAGGUUUUUAUACUUUAAAGCAGGUGAUCGAUCUCACUGGUCUCUGAGGUAACAUCAGCAAGUACUAAGACUCUAUAGAAAAGUCCAGUGACUUAUGAUUUCUUGUACAAUAAAGUCAGUGGGACUGUGUAUCCAGAGCCACAUGAAUUGGCAGCUUCUUUCUCUGGUAGUCAGUCUGUGUGACGUGCAGAAACUCACACAGUUGACUUCCACCGUUCCAACUCCUUGAUGUUUUCACGUCAGUCACGUCAGUUAACAUGUGGCCAGCUUGGUCUUUCUCCACCUGUUAGGAUCCAGGCCCUAAUCAGUAUUAUUUCUUUCAUAAAUAAUGCAGAGAUAGAGUGUAUUCAUUUUUGGUGUUUGUCCUGUUGCCUACUCAAAGUAAGGCUUACAUGCUCUCCAGCUUACCACGGCAGAUGCCCAGUACUUUCUUACACACUCCAGCUUCAUCUCCCUGGCUCUAAAGAGAUUACUUCAUCCAACGAAUUUGGGAAACCAAGUGUGCAUUUCAGUUUUUCCUUUCGAAAAGGCGAUGUGCAUUUUUCUCUCCUUGAUGCCAUCUGGCCUAAGCACUGUCAGCAGUGUGUCCUGCUAUUGUUCAGUUGCAUAAUCCUGUACCCUGAAACUCCUGAUGGAAAUCUUAGAAGUGAAUCCACACCACAGUCAUGUUACAGACUAGUCCUUAAUUUUAGUUUUGUUUGAAAAGGACUCCAUUUUUAACAGUGCUUAAAAUACUCUCAAAAGGAAUGAAAUAAAGAAUAAAGUCUGUUUUCCAUUUUAUACAAUGUAGGAAGCAAAGGAGUACAAAGAGCUAUUAGCGGUUUGUUCUUAACAAAUGAAUGCCUAUAGCAGAAGCUGCCAUGGCGUGACAAUGGAUCGUUGAUAAUGUCCUCUCAUACAGAGACAAAGGCAUGAUCAGAGAUGAAGUCAUCCAAUAGUCACGUGUGUCAUGUUGGCUUUUUGUCUCCAGCACCCUAUUAUUAGAAGACUUCUGAGGUUCGGGGACACAGUGUGAAAGAAUGCCAGUAACUCAGCAAGAAUCUGGACGAACUCUUAGAGCAGGCCCGACUUGCUAGCCGCGACUCCCAGCAUUCCGAAUGAGAGCGCUGCUGUUUCAGCAGACUCAGUUCACAGGUGGUAUCUUCCCAACAUGGCUCCCUAGUUUCUCAAUAGAUGGACCUAGCGCAAGGCAAGAGUGGAACUGAGCCACACAGACGCACCUUAGCACUGAGUUGGAGAUGACAGAGAGGACUUGGGCCUUGGCAGCAGAAACAGGGCACUAGGUAAAUCACAUGACCUUUCCAUCCCUCUGUGCCUCCAUUUCCUCUCACUGCAUCAUUUAAGAAUAGUUUUUAUACCUAAAUUCAAUUUUCUGAGGAGUAACUACAGAGAUUUCUUAUUCUAAGGAAAGAAUUUAGAAUAACACUGUCUAUGACAUAGUAAACCCCUGGGAUUCUCUGAAGUGAUGAAACUAUUUCAUCGAUAUGUUUUAGGUUGUCAUUUUUUACUAGUCUAAUAAAAUUUGCCUCCCUCUUAAUAGAAACAUCUUACUAUAAACAGUGUACUCUGGUGUCUAAAAUUAAGGUAACUUAGACUAAAAGUUGAUCAUGUAGAAUCUUGAUCUCCCUCGACUACAGAAACCAUACUUUAAUAAACCAGUGUCAUUAUUGACCAGGUGAAAAUCGAAAUUUAGAUUGAAUUUUGAAAACGGUGAUCUGUUUUCUACUUGGUCUAUUGGUUUUUGCUGGUCAUUUGCUUCAACAUGAAUUUCUGCGGUUCUGCUAUCCGUCACGAUAUUAAAUCCUAAAGCUCCCAACUUGCCUAUUUCAAGUUUAUACAGAACAUGUGGUUGUGUGGGGCAGAGCUGGUUCUGUUGUAGCAUCCAUUUGUGGCGUGCCGUGUGACAAAUCAGCCUUGUAGCCCGCAUUAACCACACUCUGUUCAAUGAAUAGUAGCAAAAAGCAAAAGCAUCUCCUUAGAUUUGAGAGAGCUGAAGUCAGACAGUACAAACAUUUUCCUGAUGGAGAAGAGGUACUGAUGGGUGUGAUCCCUGAUGCCUUUCUCACAUGCUUUCAAAGCCGAUACUGAGCUGCCCCCGGAAGCAACUUUCAGAAUGUAUUUUCUUAUGGUGGAUGAGGAAGUGAGGGGGACAAGAUGAGUUUUCCCUGAAGUGGGGAGAAUCCUAUCAAUUUACAACUGAAUGUGUUUCCUUGUAGCAGACCUUUGGUUUAUUUUAUUAAACCAAUGCCAGCUUCAGUUUUGUUUUGUUUUGUUUUGUUUUUGUAUGGUGCCAUCCACCUAGGAGGACAAUCAAAUGACCUAUUGUUUGCCUUGGAUUCGGUGUCUAUUGAUUCUCAUCUUGUAUACCUCUGAACUUAAUUUCUACCUGGCGCCUAUCCAUGUGAGCCACCACGAGUCAGAGGGCAGCUAGCAGCACUGCUGGACAGCUGUGGACCUGUGAGAAAGGGCAGGGUCCUGCCUCCCUGUUUCAAAUGUUAUUCCUGAAGUUCUUGCCUACACUUCUCCCAACAUCCUUAGCAAGACUAGUGUGCUCUGGACAGGGAGAAGGAGUUUUUAUGAUAUUGUUAUUGUUUGAACUGUUACGGUAAAAUUGUAAACCACUCCUGUUUCAUCUGCAAAAAGAACAAAACCCAUGAAGCUUUAUCCCAUUGUGAAGACUGGGUUAGCACAGGAGCUUGUACCAGUGAAGAGUAGGACGGAAUAGGGUGAAACUUGUUAUUUCUCUUUCAAGUCCUCUCUGCUGUGUUACACACACCCCUCCACCCCGCCACACCGUGUUGUCAGAUGAUGCUGUCCUGUGACUUCUGAGCUAUAGUUGUCAAGAGUAACUAUGGAUUGUGAUUAGUCCUCUGUGGGUGACUCUUGCCCCAUUUGCUCCCUUGCUUUCUUCCCUACUCUCCACUCUGGUGAAUGGAAAAGGUGACGUCAAAGAAUCAGUGCUUGCUUGGACUCACGUCGUAUCUGUGACUAUGCUAUUAGCUGUCUCCUUUUUCCUUCUUCUGUGGGUAGAAUUCUUAUGACCUGUGGAGUUCCCUUCUGGAUAAGUAGGUUAAAUGCACAAUGUGGUACUGUUAUAUAGUUUCUAGAUGGUUAAUGUGCUUAUGUGUUUUUAAAAGAAAAUAAGUGAUUGGUUUCAAAACACUGGCCUUUUUCGUUACUAUAAGCUCUGUUUUCCAGUAGUUUGCUGACUUGUGUCUGGGGAGUGCUUUGUGUCACUGUGUGCCUUUCUCUCUGGGGGUCUUGGAUUCUUGAUCAUUAUUUCCCUUAGUACUAAUAAGUAUAUGGGCCCAACACAAACAGCUUACAAUGGUGAAUUAGAAAAACAGAAUUUGUCAAAUUCAAAAACAAUUUUUUAAAAAGGCAGGCAUAGUCGUCUAUGCCUAUAAUCUCCAGUACUUGGAGGCUAAGGCAGGAGAAUUGCUAUGAGUUUGAGGCAGUCCCUGGCUGAAUAGUGAGUUCCAGGCCACCUGGGAGAGAGAGAGAGAGAGAGAGAGAGAGAGAGAGAGAGAGAGAGAGAGAGAGAGACCCUGCCCCCAAAACUCAAAUAAUCUUAAAUGGCUUUUUUUUUUUUCAAGGUAUGGCUCUAAAACAGUGGAAUUGAUCCAGCAAGUUUUAUCUUUUCUUACACAAAGAAUCUCAGCUAUUAAAUGAGACGCUGUGUGUAACUGGAUGCUGGACAGCAACACCCUUGUUGCCUCACAGCUCAUGCCCAAGGUGGGGAACGCAGCUCUUCCUGCUGGGUCCUGGGUAGAGUAGCACUGAUGUCUGACUAGGGGAAGUUAGAAAACUCACUGGCCCCGAGAUGAAAAGAGGAAACGGUCUGCUGACUGAGUGGUAGAGCCGGUACCUUCAUGUUGUUGCUGCCUCUCCAUCUCCUGUUUCUCUGCAGGCGGAGAACUUUAUGGUGAUGGGGUUUCCUAGCUAGCGGGCUAGGCUGGAAGUGACAUGAGCCAUCAGAGCCACCCCUUUCCUGUAGCCCAUCAUUUGUGUGCCUGUGGCCUUCAUGCUUGCCAAGUACACAGCACUGCAGUUACAUGUGAGCCAGUGGCAGUUUUAAUUUUAAUUAAGACCCAGAGCAGAUAAAUCUGUAAUCCUACAUAAUCCCAGAAGCCCAGUGGCUCUUUUUACCAGCACAUCCAAAAUCCUUGGACUUUCAGCAUCUGUAUCUUUCUGAUUUUUUUUUAAUUAAACCUUUUUCAAAGGUUAUGAAAAUAUUAGUUUAUCCUUUCUGACUUCCCACUUUCCCCCUUAAAGGCAUUGUUUAGUUCUUAUAUUUUUAAAAAUUUACACAUUUAUUGAGUCCCUGCCAUGUACUCAGUCAACAUUACUUGGCUUUCACUGAAGUUGGUUUUGUUAACUUUAUGAACCUGACAUGGUAAAAGUUACUUUUAUGAAACCAUUAGCAAAAUGACCAAGGCUCCUGGGUGUUUGCACCGGAAUAAGCUGGAUUUUUCUCUCCCAAAUCACUGGGGCAAUCAUUAAAGCCUAUCCUGGGUACUUUUCAUCCCUUAAAAAACAAAGUGUGGAACAGAACAAGAUGGCAGUCAAGAUGCUCCAAUUACCAUCUCCCUACAGACAUUGCAAGUUCAGGCACCAAAAACACUACACUCUGGACAGCUAAGGAAAUCCAGUCAGAGACCACAGUGCUUAGUUUUAGCAUGACAAUGAAAAGACAGGCUAAAAGCCCCAUGGUGGUGCAAAGCACAAGUCAGAGGUGGGUGUGUGCACCGAACAGUGUGUGAUCUACCUUGAGCCAGGGCAGACAGACAAAGAGCAUAACCCUCCAUGGUCUUGGCUCAUGGUAGCCCGGAGAGCUAAUUGUUGUGGGAUAUUUUGAUCACGUUCUGAUACCUGAGAUCGCCCAAUAAAGUAAUACCUUGAAUUGGGACAGAACCAGUGACUAGCUGACCAGAAUUGGCCAUGGAGAAGCCAGCAAUUUAAAUAGAGGAGAGGCCCAGGAACGAAAGGGCAGGGACUAAAGUUUGAGCUUGCUUCAUUCUGGGAUGAGGGAAGAGAUGUAUCACAGAAAAACAUCAACUGUCCAAUCUCUUAACAAUGACCUCAGCCUUGGAAAUGCCAGACAAGGAGUUCAAACUUUGUUCUAUUGAAAACCCUUCUCUAGGAGUUUACCACCUGUCUCCUCAGCUUUUCACUUUUCCGUAAUUCUCCUUGAUAAAGCUGACUCCCGCUCAGUGUCUGCAUCGUUAGUCCUUACUGAUGUGAGACAAUGAACUCAGAGCCACUGUCCCAGGCAGUUUUUAGGGACUGUGAGUGCCCAUCAUCCUAGCUCCUUGGAUCAUGAACAACUAAGUCAGUGGUUCUCAGCCUUCCUAAUGUGGCAACCCUUGAAUACAGUUCCCCAUGCUGUUCUGACCCUGACCAUAAAAUUAUUUCUUUACUACUUCAUAA
Messenger RNA from Alexandromys fortis (reed vole), 9802 nucleotides. It is a transcript of the gene Xpr1, whose product is annotated as xenotropic and polytropic retrovirus receptor 1. Bases 176 to 2266 code for a protein of 696 amino acids. Gene Ontology annotation, cellular component: plasma membrane; Golgi apparatus; cytoplasm. The record is from RefSeq and is a predicted model, not a curated record. The transcript is spliced from 15 exons. Gene Ontology annotation, biological process: phosphate ion transport; cellular response to phosphate starvation. NCBI's taxonomy places the organism in Eukaryota, Metazoa, Chordata, Mammalia, Rodentia, Cricetidae. Gene Ontology annotation, molecular function: inositol hexakisphosphate binding.